AUGGCCUUCUGGAAGGUGCUGAGCGCUGCUGCGGCGUGCUGGGCCGUGCUGGCCUCCGCCGCCGACUUCUACGCCGCCCUGCCGCCCUCCUGCGACAGGACACGCAGGAGCCCAGCGCGCAGGAGCUGGGCCUUUGAGCUUGCGCAGCACUGGAUCCCUCAAACUUCAAGGCUCUUAAAUCCAGGACUCUUGGACGAGAUGUUCCUAGAAUUGAAUAAUUUGCAAGAGUAUUAUCGUGUGAUGGUGUCCAGGAAUCAUAAGGAGAUUGAUGUUAAAAGGAGCAGUGAAGAUACUGUUCAGAAAAUAAAUUGAAAUGUCAAUUUCUUUUCAAUAAAUAAAACAGUCGAAGGUUUUAAGAAAAUAUUUUGAAAAAGUAUACCAAUCAAGUACAAAUAUUUUGUGUAGAAAGAACUGUACAAUAUAUGUUCGUUGGUAAUUUAUAUUCAAAUGUGAUUUAGAUUAUGAUCAUCUUACUUUCUUUCACAAAAAUAAAAAUAUUAUUGAACAUUUAAUUCUCAAGUAGUUGAUGAAAUUUUGUCCUCAUCCUUGUGUCCUUUUCAAUACUUUAUCCAGGUUGUUUGUAGAACUACCAAUCUUUCUGUGUCAGGUGAAUAUUAGUG
This is a messenger RNA of Gryllus bimaculatus (two-spotted cricket), 620 nucleotides long. Lineage: Eukaryota; Metazoa; Arthropoda; Insecta; Orthoptera; Gryllidae. The record is from the annotation of a GenBank genome assembly.